AAAAUGUCUUUACUUACUUUGAAUAAAUUGAAAAAGAAAAUAUCUGUAAAAAAAAUUGGUGAAUCACGAAAAAAGAUUAAUCGAUUUGAUGGAUUAACAGAAGAAGAAGUACAAAAGCAUACUUUACCAGAUUAUCUUGAUAUAAACCUAGAUAUCGUUUUCAUUGGCAUAAAUCCAGGUUUAAUGGCAGCUUACCGUGGUAGAUAUUAUGCUGGUCCAGGCAAUCACUUUUAUAAACUCUUGCAUGAAUCAGGCUUGACAUCCCGAUGUUUAACAUAUGAAGAAGAUUACAAAUUACUUCGAUACAAAAUUGGUUUAACAAAUAUAGUUGCUCGUGCUACAAAAUCUUCUGCUGAUUUAAAAAAUAUAGAAAUCAAAGAAGGUUCUAGAAUCAUAGAAGAAAAACUGAAAUUUUACAAGCCAAAGAUAGCUGUUUUUAAUGGCAAAUGUAUUUAUAAGAUAUUUGCAAAUAAAGUUGAUAAUUUUACUUUUGGGUUACAACCAGAACGUAUAAAUGAAACUGCAAUUUGGGUCACUCCGUCAAGCAGUGCUCGUUGUGCAAAUUUUCCAAGAAUGACAGAUAAAUUACAUUUCUUUACUUCUUUAAAGAAAUAUUUACAAUUUUUAAAGGGAGAAAUCAAAAACAUUAAUAUAGAAGAAGUUUUAUUUGAAGGAAAAUGUAAACAAUUUAUUCCUCAAACAUCAAAAAUGUGGCGGCGAAAAAAUAUGUCUGCAUUUUUACAUGGAGGAAGAAUUGCAAAUAAAGAUACUGUAUGUUUUGAUACUUCUGAUGAAAAUGUGGCUAUAGCUCGUAGCACAGAAUUCAUUGUAAAAAAACUUCAAUCUAAUGAAAAUGACAAAAUUGAUAAAGUAUUAGGAACAAAUGAAUUUGAUUUAUCAAUAAAUUUUGAAUGUAUUUCUCAGGAUAUAAAAACAUUUUUUGAAAAUGAUGAAUCUAUACAAAGAGAAUAUUCACAAACUGUAAGUGAUAUACAGAUAGGUACAAAUCAAACUAUAACCAAUACUUCAGAUAAAUCUAAACAUUACUUAAACACUGAAAAAGGAAAAAGCAUUAAAAAAUUUUCUCAGAACUCAGAACUAGUAAAAAGUGAGGAUUUUGAAAACAACACCCAUAUAGAUUUUAUAAAUUUAAUAAAACAAAGACUGGUAAAAAAAUAG
This is a messenger RNA of Eufriesea mexicana, 1179 nucleotides long. Its product is annotated as G/T mismatch-specific thymine DNA glycosylase. Bases 4 to 1179 code for a protein of 391 amino acids. The record is from RefSeq and is a predicted model, not a curated record. Gene Ontology annotation, molecular function: uracil DNA N-glycosylase activity; pyrimidine-specific mismatch base pair DNA N-glycosylase activity. Gene Ontology annotation, cellular component: nucleus. The transcript has a single exon. NCBI's taxonomy places the organism in Eukaryota, Metazoa, Arthropoda, Insecta, Hymenoptera, Apidae. Gene Ontology annotation, biological process: base-excision repair, AP site formation.